Rhea pennata is the source of this 1389-nucleotide messenger RNA. RefSeq names its product angiopoietin like 3 (gene ANGPTL3). The coding region runs from base 1 to 1389 and encodes 462 amino acids. The record is from RefSeq and is a predicted model, not a curated record. Lineage: Eukaryota; Metazoa; Chordata; Aves; Rheiformes; Rheidae. The transcript is spliced from 7 exons. Gene Ontology annotation, biological process: phospholipid homeostasis; cholesterol homeostasis; phospholipid catabolic process.
AUGAAAACCAUUCUAAUCUUUCUAUUCAUUGCCUCUAUUUCAGCUACAGCUGAGAAGGACAAUUCCUCCUUUGAUUCUGCUGCACCUCCCGAGGUAAAAUCAAGAUUUGCAAUGUUAGAUGAUGUCCGAAUCCUAGCCAAUGGUCUCCUCCAGCUUGGGCAUGGUCUUAAAGACUUUGUCCAUAAGACAAAGGGGCAAAUGAAUGAUAUCUUUCAAAAACUUAACAUUUUUGACAAGUCCUUUUAUGAGCUCUCACUUCAAACUAGUGAAAUCAAAGAAGAAGAAGAACAGCUCAGACAAACUACUGCCAGACUGCAAAUCAACAAUGAAGAGAUAAAGAAUCUCUCUCAGGAGAUGAAUUCAAAGAUCGAAUACCUCAUACAAAACAAAAUCCAGCUGCAAGAGAAAGUCUGGGGCCUAGAAGACAAAGUCACUAAAUUGGCUAUUAUCCAGCCUACAAUGCAUGAGACAAAUGAAAUUUCUUCACUCAAAGCUUUUGUGGAGCAGCAGGACAACCACAUUAAGCAACUUCUUAAAAUUGUAGAGGAUCAGCAUGCACAACUCGACAGACAGCACAGUCAAAUAAUGGAGCUGGAAGAUAAGUUAAACCACCUAGAGCUCCAGGAAAUCACAGAAAAUUCCUUUAUUGUGGAUCAAACAGAACCAGAGGCCACUCCCUUCCUUGUGCACAAUUCAACUGCUGUAAAGUACAAAUUUGAUGGUGCUGCUCCUGACUGCACGGCUCUCUAUAACAGCGGCAUACGGUCCAGUGGUAUUUACACUAUUAAGCCCAAUGGCUCAGAAGCUUUCGAUGUCUACUGUGAAAUGAAAUUUGGCAGCUCUUGGACUGUAAUUCAGAACAGAGUGGAUGGAUCACUAGAUUUUAACCAAACCUGGGACACCUAUGAGCAUGGUUUUGGUGAUCUCAAUGAAGAAUUCUGGCUAGGUCUGAAUAAGACCUACUCCAUUACUAAACAAGGGGACUACAUUUUACGGAUUGAGCUGCAGGACUGGAAAGAUAAUAAACGAUACAUCGAGUAUGCAUUCAGCCUGGGAAGCCCCAAAACAGACUACAUUCUCCAGCUUUCACGGAUCUCCGGGAACAUCCCCAACGCACUGCCUGAACAGACAGAAUUGAAAUUCUCAACCACAGACCAUGACAUGGACAUAGCAAACAACUUCAACUGUCCAGAAAACUAUCUAGGUACUAGCUGGUGGCACAGUGAAUGUGAGGAAACCAAUCUCAAUGGGAAAUACGUCACACCAAGGUCAAGAGGAAGAUUAGACAGAAGAAAAGGCUUAUACUGGAAGCCUAAGAAAGGAAGAUACUAUCUACUCAAGUCAACCAAAAUAAUGAUCCACCCAACAGAUUUAAAAAGUUUUGACUGA